GUGGAGUGUGUGGAAUUGUGUUUCAACUUUGAAUUAAAAAGCUCCUAAUUUUCUUGGUCUUCCAACGAGAACCGUGUCCCUUCCUUCAUGCUUAUAUAUAUGUGCCCUUCGUGUUCGACUUGUUGCUCUUCGCGUCACCCCCCACUCACUCCUCUCCCCUCCUCUCCCGCCAAAACCACCCACCUUCGUCUUCCCCUUCUUCCCUUUAAUCGUGACGUCUCAGUUCCAUCGUAUCUAGCCCUUCUCUGAUUCUUUUCUCUCUCCCUCCAGCCUCUGUUAUCUCUAACAGAGCAUAAAGCCGUCUCCUUUUCUUCGGAUUACCACCCUGAUUCCUCCCUAUCCCUUUUGGUUCCUCUCUCCUCAUACAGGUUCUCCAAAAUUCUUAAUUCUUCCAUGCUGCCAGCACCAAGCAUCAUCACUCCUCACAUUUCUUCUUCCAAACAACAACCUUAGCAGCACAGGGGAAGCGAAACAGUCCUCUUCCCUCUCCACACCUCGCUCUCGUCAUGUCCCUGCGCUCUAAGCCAUCCGAGAGUCUCCAAGAAACAUGCACCUCCGCCACCAGAAGAAAAACGCGUCCAAGGCUCCUCAGAAUCAUACUCACUGAUCCCGACGCCACCGAUUCUGACUCCGAUUCUUCCGCCGAUGAAAGCCCGCACGCGUCUUCGAGAGUCAAGCGCCACAUCACGCAGAUCACCCUCCACUUACCGUCCCCAAAUCCUCCUCCUUCCCCCGCUCCCCCCGGCUCCCCUGCCAAAUCCAACCCGACCCGGUUCAGAAGACCCGCUGGCGCUUCCUCCUCGCUCCGCCACAGGAGGUUCAGGGGCGUUCGCCAGAGGCCGUGGGGUCGGUGGGCUGCCGAGAUCCGGGAUCCGAACCGAAGGAAACGGGUCUGGCUUGGGACGUUCGACACGGCGGAGGAGGCCGCCUCGGAGUACGACAGGGCAGCGCUAAAGCUAAAGGGUCCUCACGCGGUUACCAACUUCCCUAACUCUAUCAUUGUAGAGGAUAAGGCGACGCCGAUCGCCGCCGCGGAUGAAAGUAUUGGCACAGAAGGAACGGUAUCGUACUCUGAAUCGGCGGCGUCGCCCACGUCUGUGCUUCCCUACGAUGGCGAUUCGUCGGCGUUCAACGAUUUCCGUUACCGGAGUGUGGAUGCGUUCGGAUUCGACAUAGACGUGCCGCUGAGCCUGCCGGACGCGAACGUGAUGCUGUCGAGUCAACCGUUUGGAAAAGAGGAGUUCGGCGAGUUUGACCUCGACGACUUCUUGACGUGGCCCAACUAAAUUUUUGGGGCUUCUUCGUCUUUUUGAAAAAAGUCAGGGACUGUGUCGUAAUUCCAUUCGGCUUCUCGCGAUUAAAAGUUUUGUCGUGGUGUUUGAUUUGGCGGAGCGCGAAGCAGGAGAUUUUUCCCAGCUGAAGCGGCGGUAAAGUUUUGAUUCGUAUUUUGUAAUCAUCAGUUUGAUAAUUAAAACAACUAAAUUAAAUUAAAAUUAAAUCAAAGGAAUUGGAAAAUCAAUGAUGUCCUUGAAUAUGAAGCGUAUAAAUUAUAAGCGUUGAAUUAUUUAUUAUGUGAUGUCGAAAAUUUUGGUGUUUGUAAAAUUAUGCAACUUUGCUGUACUUCGUUUGUUUAAAAAUGAACAAAUAUUUAUGAAA
Messenger RNA from Prosopis cineraria, 1656 nucleotides. RefSeq names its product pathogenesis-related genes transcriptional activator PTI6-like. The record is from RefSeq and is a predicted model, not a curated record. Gene Ontology annotation, molecular function: DNA binding; DNA-binding transcription factor activity. Gene Ontology annotation, biological process: regulation of DNA-templated transcription. NCBI's taxonomy places the organism in Eukaryota, Viridiplantae, Streptophyta, Magnoliopsida, Fabales, Fabaceae.